AUGAAGUGUUUAAGAUUUUUCACUAUGCCAAACACGGAAUUAAGAGUAGACCAGAUUCAGUGGUUGCAAAAAGUGGAACAAAGUUUGCAUGCAAUUGAUAUUAUUGGAAGGAAAUUAGUUACUGGACGUGCAACGUAUAGAAAUCCUGGUUCCGAUCUUAUUCUAAUACAGCUUGAGGCUAAAUUAAUUCGACAUGCUUCACGUGUAUGCUAUUUGAAUGAGCGCUAUCGUGGUACUAAAUAUCCUUCACUUAAUGAUUGGUUAACUUAUGUCAAUUUGUUACCUACCGAAGUUGUUGCUGUUUUAGAAUGCGUGCGAACAUUUUGUGUUUUGAUAACAAUAAACGACAAACAGCUUCUAGAUAUUAGCGAGAAGCUUCGAUUUACCUCAAAUGGCCGUCGCAGAUUACGCAAAUCGUCCUACUCAUUGAGAAGUUACAUUUCGAAAUGGAAAGAUGAGGGAAACGAGCCGAUUCGUUCAUUUGGUGACAGGGAUUUAUGCUGGAUAAGUUUUGACCAUUUAACUCCUGGCAGUACCAGAAGACAUCCAUUCGAAAGUACACUGGAAUCCAAUGCCAGUGAUUCAGGCUCAGGGGCAGGUUCUUACAUGUCGCAAUCGUCACUUCCAACGACUACACCGCCGACUAGCCCGAGUGUUACGGUAAUCAAUGCAACACUUUCUAACACAUUGAAUGUUAUUCCUAGGAAUGCGAAUGAGAAAUCAUCUAUCUCGAAUCGUUUAUCUACUACGAAUUUACUGACAGAUAGUUUGACACGCUCACAUUCCCAUGAAUCUAAUCUUCAGCAUACUAUCAACACUAGCAGUGGAAUUAUUGGACUGACAAGUUCACAUUCGAUCAAUGAUUGCUUAUCGGUAUCGAGUCAUGGAGCUGUUUCAAGUCCUUCAUCUUUACGUGCAACGUACAUAAAUCAAGUGGCAAACACUGUUCCUCGUAUACCAAAAGCAGCUCGCGCUAAGCAUUCUAUUCCUCAUCAGUGGCAUCGGAGGAAGGGAUUUCGUAUUUCAACUGAAAACUGUCACUUUUGUCAACGACAGCUGAACUUCUUUACUGAAUACGAAAAAUGCAAAUCAUGCAAAUGGAAAGUGCAUUCUCACUGUAAAGAAAAAAUUGGCGAUUCAUGCGGUCUCACACCAGCUUAUCUCAAACAAGCACUGAAGGAAAUGUUCAUGAAAGAUACUGGGAACGACGGGUGGACACCAUCUGAGUAUACUAAUUCUGCUCAACAGGCAUUUCCUUUUGAUCCAGUAGAUAGUUCAUCAAGUACGAAUAGUUCUGCACCAUCAACACCAGCUUUUCCAGCUUUACAUUCAAAAGAUGAUGCAUUGUUUGCAGCGGUCGUUCCAACGACCAGUCCAUUCCUGUUACCAUCAGCACCUCCAUCUUCCUACAAAAACAACUUUGAUUUUCCGGAAUCGGUGCCAGAGGUGCCGGAUAUUGUUGUAGAAAGUGGUUGUAGUGAUCAGCAUCGUCUUAUUUCAUCGCAAGGUUCAGAUUGUACUGUGAAUUCUUAUGGGACAGUUGUUUUGGAUAAUCCUGAAAAUUCUGAGAGCACUUCACUUAUUGAUUCAUCAGGAAGUAACAGUUCCUCUGACAUUCGGGAAGAAGUUGGUAGUCUAAAAUUGAGUCCGAAUUUUGGUUGCUCACUUAAUCGAGAUAGAUGGAGUAAUGGAACCAUACGUGUGCCUAAUAGUUGGAACGAUUUCACUAUUCCAUUCAGUCAAAUAGAAUUCAAAAAGCAAAGUUUGAUAGGGAAAGGGCGUUUCGGCGAGGUUCAUAAGGCUAAUUGGUAUGGCGAUGUAGCAGUAAAGUUAUUAAAUAUGAGUCACGUAGACGAGGAAAAGCAGUUGGAAGCAUUCAAAAUAGAAGUAGCACCAUUCAAGAAUACUCGGCAUGAUAACAUAGUACUUUUUAUGGGUUAUACUUUUGACCUUCACAAGCUGGGUAUUGUUAUGUAUUACUGUAAAGGACGCCCGCUGCACACGUUACUUCAUGACCAUUACGAAAAAUUUGAUUUCAGUCAAGUGGUUCAUUUUGCCACCCAAAUAUGUCAAGGAGUGUCUUAUUUGCAUACAAAGAAGAUAAUUCACAAAGACUUGAGAACAAAAAAUAUUUUUGUCGAAAAUAGAAAUCGAAUUGUUCUCACUGAUUUUGGCCUUUUCAAUACCAAACGACUCGGUCAACCUUACAGGAGUCACACUCUGAUCGUACCUCAAUAUUGGUUGUCCUAUGUUGCUCCUGAAUUACUCAAAACGUUAUCUUCUGACUUAGUCCAAUUGUCAUUUACCGAAAACAGUGAUGUCUAUGCAUUUGGGACCAUUUGGUACGAACUGAUGACUUAUCAUUUCCCAUUUCAAGAUGCUCAUCCUGAUAUCGUGAUUUGGAAAGUAGUGUGUGGUGUUGAAAUAUGUCUUGGUGACGUAAUUAUUCCUCAGGAAAUUAAGGUAUUACUGUUAUUAUUAUAUAUGUGCUGGAACUAUCUACCAGAUGAAAGGCCUACUUUUCGUGAUAUUUCGGUGAUGCUAGAAAGGCUUCCUAAAAAACGACUUGCGCGUAGUCCUUCAUUCCCGGUUUCAAGAAGCUAUGAAUCUGUAUUCUAA
Molecule: messenger RNA, 2619 nt
Organism: Thelazia callipaeda (thelaziosis nematode)
Lineage: Eukaryota; Metazoa; Nematoda; Chromadorea; Rhabditida; Thelaziidae
Source: the annotation of a GenBank genome assembly